Molecule: messenger RNA, 960 nt
Organism: Komagataella phaffii GS115
Lineage: Eukaryota; Fungi; Ascomycota; Pichiomycetes; Pichiales; Pichiaceae
Exons: 1
Coding region: 1-960 (319 amino acids)
Biological process (GO): fluoride transmembrane transport
Cellular component (GO): membrane
Molecular function (GO): fluoride transmembrane transporter activity
Source: RefSeq, a predicted model, not a curated record
AUGUUGAGCAUCCUUGCCAAUUUACUGUUGUGGUCAAUAUUGGGAUGCUUGGGAAGAAUCGCUUUGAUAGAGCUCACCAAUUAUCCACACUCAUACAUUAACACAGGAAUCAAUAUAGGCACCUGCCUCUGGGUCAAUUUUGCAGCUUGCUUGAUUAUAAGCGCUAUUAACCGCAAUAGAAUACCGAACAAGAAUGACAAUAGCAAAGGCCCUUUGUAUAUCGGUUUAACUGUGGGGUUUUGUGGCACUCUGAGUACCUUUUCAAGCCUCAUCAUGGAAGCAAGCCUUAAGGCCUUCGAUAUAUCCGAUGGCACACAUGAUAUGAGAUAUAAGAAUAGCGCAUAUGGAAUAAUGGAAUGGUUAAGUGUUAUUUUGGUCCAAUUUGGAGUGUCUUCGUUAGGCUUCCUGAUAGGCCAAACUAUAAAUAUUCAGGAAUAUUUGGGAUAUGUUACAAAGUACAGGACACCUGAAAAUGAUCGUUAUUUCAGGUAUGCAGUGAUUAUUGGGAGCAUACUGCUUCUCUUGUUGAUUCUCUUCUUAGCAAUUUUCCUCCCAGAUUCCAACUUUUUCAGGCACUGGGCAACAUCAAUUUGUUUUGCGCCGGUCGGUUGCUUCCUAAGGUAUUUCUUAAGCCAGCAGUUGAAUGGCACCUUAAAGCGUACGGGUAUAUUUCUGGGAACACUCAUAUGCAACCUAGUGGCAGUACUGGUCGAAUCCAUAUGUUUUUUGCUACUUAGAAUCUCUCUUAUCACAAGGAAAACUGAUAUAACUGUACUUAAUAGUAUUAUUGUUGGUUUUUGUGGGACAUUGAGUACCACAUCAACACUUAUGGUGGAAUUGGCAUCUCUCACACCUGUUCAUAGAUACAAGUAUUUCACUGCUUCUGUUUUUCUCAGUUUUUUAUUCCCGGUACUAAUAAUAGGAGUUUACAAUUGGACGAGAGGGUUGUCACCAGAUUGA